This is a messenger RNA of Geodia barretti, 1731 nucleotides long. The record is from the annotation of a GenBank genome assembly. NCBI's taxonomy places the organism in Eukaryota, Metazoa, Porifera, Demospongiae, Tetractinellida, Geodiidae.
UCACUCAGGUAUAUGCAAGUAUUAUAAACACAAGAAUAACGCCUCGAAUGACGCUUUACCGAUUCGUAAGGGUUACGACGGCGAGGAAGAGGAACUGGCUUUUUUCGAGGUGGUGGCCCUCCUAAGUCUGUGAGCUAAGACCUCUUCGCCCUCUCUUCUAGAGAGAGGGAUCUCGUGACGAGACCAACGGUUCGCUGACGGAGACAGUGGAGGAGAACUGGAGGGAGGGUCCGCCUUUUCAGCCAUCUUUGAUAAACAAACGUAGUGCGCAUGCGUGAGAAUGAGCCGAUCGAAGGUAGGAGGUCAUCCAUCCGGCUCGCUCCCGUAUAAAUUCGCCACUCAACUCUACUGAAGUAAAUCUGUCCAUAAAGUAAGGCUGAAAAAUCAAUUAUGAGUGGAAGUUCAGCAGUCAGGAGACUGCUGCCUGUCUCAAGGAAGCAGUUGAGGAGAUCGUGGAAGUACAUCAACGCUGCAGUCUCACCAGUCCACUUCAACAAUCCGUCACCUCUCCUGGAGGAGCAGAGUAGAGGACUGAGAGUGAGGUCAUUGCACUGCAGUGCUCCAGGUCCAGCCACUACUGACGCUCAGGGACGACCCAGGAGUGAUCAGGACGACCUCCCAAUGUCUCUGGACCACUUCCGCAAACCUAGUCAACCUUCUGCCGGGACCACUGGCCAUCAGGAGGAUGGAUGGUGUGAUGGAUACACUCUGCCUCACCCUGUGUGGAGUGAGGAGGAAUUGAACUCUGUCCAGAUCACUCACACUCCUCUAGAGAAACCUGUUGACACGGCUGCCUAUUACUCUGUGCAGAUGCUGAGGACGGGGUUUGAUCUGUUGUCUGGGUAUUCGUGGGGCAAGAGGUUUGGUACACUGGAUGAGAAGAUGUGGCUCCCAAGAAUCAUCUAUCUUGAGACAGUGGCUGGAGUACCAGGUAUGAUAGGUGCAAUGGUGCGUCACUUGAAGUCUCUGCGGUGCAUGACUCGGGACCAUGGCUGGAUACACACCUUGCUGGAGGAGGCAGAGAAUGAGGAUGCACCUCCUCACAGCUAUGGAGCUGAGGAGACCUGGACCUCUCUUCAAGAUUGCCGUCAUUGGAACACAGGGUGUGUUUGUGAGUAUGUUCUGGAUAGCGUAUUUCCUCAGUCCCAGAUUUUGCCACAAGUUUGUUGGCUACUUGGAGGAAGAGGCAGUCAAGACCUACACUCACUGCAUUGAGAGUCUGGACAAGGGGGAGCUGAAGCUGUGGGAGAAUACAAAAGCUCCUCAGAUUGCUGUCUGCUACUGGAGACUGCCUGCUGAUGCAAUGAUGAGGGAUGUGCUCCUGGCCAUUAGAGCUGAUGAGGGUCACCACAGAGAGGUGAACCAUACCCUGGGCUCAAUGAGACCCUCUGAAACUAAUCCAUUUGGCCCUGGACAAUGACAUCACACCGCCAGUAUACAUAAACAGUACAAUGGUUCGCCUCAACUGCAUAACAAUUUCUAACUACCCACAUUAGCCAGAUACAUCGGUAGGAUUCACAGACCGAUUUUCAUUGCUAUUUGAAUAAUUUUUCACUGAUGUUAUUCAUAUUUCAUUAACCUGCAUAAUUGAGGGUGGUAGACAAUAUUGGUUUCACACACAAUGUUCUAGACAUACAUACAGGUGAGAUGUACACAUACAUAGUACACAGUAUCAAGGCUAUGUACUCCAUGUACCAUACCUACACACACAGACAGACACACACACACACA